Molecule: messenger RNA, 2171 nt
Organism: Nannospalax galili (Upper Galilee mountains blind mole rat)
Lineage: Eukaryota; Metazoa; Chordata; Mammalia; Rodentia; Spalacidae
Gene: Krt71
Product: keratin 71
Exons: 9
Coding region: 70-1647 (525 amino acids)
Biological process (GO): keratinization; intermediate filament organization
Cellular component (GO): keratin filament
Molecular function (GO): structural constituent of skin epidermis
Source: RefSeq, a predicted model, not a curated record
CAGCCAGCACAACCUCCGUGGGAUUUGCCUUCUCUCUCCCGCACCUUGUAAUCCAUCUCCAGCAGCGACAUGAGCCGCCAAUACACCACCUGCAAGUCCGGAGCUGCCAGCAGGGGCUUCAGUGGCUGCUCCGCCGUGCUGUCUGGAGGCAGCUCAUCCUCCUACAGGGCAGGGGGCAAAGGGCUCAGUGGGGGCUUUGGCAGUCGGAGCCUCUACAGCCUUGGAGGUGCCAGGAGCAUCACCCUCAACAUGGCCAGUGGCAGCGGGAAGAACGGAGGUUAUGGAUUUGGCCGGAACCGGGCCAGUGGCUUUGCUGGCAGCAUCUUUGGCAGUGUGGCCCUGGGACCUGUGUGCCCGACCGUGUGCCCACCUGGAGGCAUCCACCAGGUCACAGUCAAUGAGAGCCUCCUGGCCCCACUCAAUGUGGAGCUGGACCCGGAGAUCCAGAAGGUGCGGGCCCAGGAGCGGGAGCAGAUCAAGGCGCUGAACAACAAGUUCGCCUCCUUCAUUGACAAGGUGCGCUUCCUGGAGCAACAGAACCAGGUGCUGGAGACCAAGUGGGAGCUGCUGCAGCAGCUGGACCUGAACAACUGCAAGAACAACCUGGAGCCUAUCCUCGAGGGCUACAUCAGCAACAUGCGGAAGCAGCUGGAGACGCUGUCUGGGGACAGAGUGAGGCUGGACUCAGAACUGAGGAACGUGCGUGACGUGGUAGAGGAUUACAAGAAGAGGUACGAGGAGGAGAUCAACCGGCGGACAGCUGCCGAGAAUGAGUUUGUGCUGCUAAAGAAGGAUGUGGAUGCGGCUUAUGCCAAUAAAGUGGAGCUGCAGGCCAAGGUGGACUCCAUGGACCAGGACAUCAAAUUCUUCAAGUGUCUCUAUGAAGCCGAGAUGGCUCAGAUCCAGUCCCACAUCAGCGACAUGUCAGUCAUCCUGUCUAUGGAUAACAACCGGAACCUGGACCUGGACAGCAUCAUCGAUGAGGUCCGCGCUCAGUAUGAGGACAUCGCUCUGAAGAGCAAGGCCGAGGCGGAGGCCCUGUACCAGACCAAGUUCCAGGAGCUGCAGCUGGCAGCUGGUCGCCAUGGGGAUGACCUCAAAAACACCAAGAAUGAAAUCACUGAGCUGAGCCGAUUCAUCCAGAGACUCCGUUCAGAGAUUGAGAAUGCAAAGAAGCAGGCGUCUAAUCUGGAGACAGCCAUUGCUGAUGCUGAGGAGCGAGGGGACAGUGCCCUUAAGGAUGCCCGGGCCAAGCUGGAUGAGCUGGAGAGUGCCCUGCACCAGGCCAAGGAGGAGCUGGCCCGGAUGCUACGAGAGUACCAGGAGCUCAUGAGUCUAAAGCUGGCCCUGGAUAUGGAGAUCGCCACCUACCGCAAGCUGCUGGAGAGCGAGGAGUGCAGGAUGUCAGGAGAAUACCCUUCCCCUGUCAGCAUCUCCAUCAUCAGCAGCACCAGCGGCAGCGGAGGCUAUGGCUUCCGGCCCAGCACUGUCAGCGGUGGCUAUGUAGCCAACAGCACCAGCUGCAUCUCUGGAGUGUGCAGUGUCCGUGGUGGGGAAAGCCGGAGCCGAGGCAGUGCCAGUGACUACAAGGAUACUCUAGCGAAGGGUUCCAGCCUGAGCACCUCCUCCAAGAAAGGUGGUCGGUAGAGGACAGCCUGUGCCCUCCUUCCCUCAGGACCCCCUGUGCCCAAGCUUAGUGUCUCCCCUAUGACCCCUUCCCACUGCUCCUGGAUCCCUGGAUUUGGCCAGCCCCUUUCUCCCUCCAGUGUCUUCUGAGCCGGGACAGCUCUGGAUUACCAGGACAGGUGCACUUUCAGUGCACACUCUGGGGGAGCUCUAGCUUCACCUCAGCUCAGCUCCACUUCAGCCUGUCCUCUCUGUCAGCCUUUGCCUCUGUGCUCAACAUGCUGCCUGCCAGUCUAGGCGUCCUCGCCUACUGGACUUUUGUCCUAGCUCCUGCCUAUGAACAAGCUAGCUCUGUGUCCAAGAAGAGGACUAGCAGACAACCAAGCGAGAGUAGCCAGCCCACCCCACCGGCACAGUUUCACUUUGAGUGGAACCAACCACAACAAAGGGUUUCUGUCUUCGCCCUCUUGUACCCAGAACCAAAGAAGAGGGGACACUGUUACUUCUCCUGUACUCCUUAAAGCAGCCCCAUUUGAUCCUUAAUA